AUGGCGAGUGAACGUCGCAAGAGGUACAACUUUGAUGAGACCUUGUCAAGUUCAAUUGGUGUGGUGCCGAUCGAUCCUCGAUUACCAGCACUCUAUGCAGAAAAAGAAAACCUUGUGGGCAUUGAUACACCAAGAGUAGAGCUCAUCAGGUUUUUGACUGAAGGGGAGGAUAAAUUGCUGCAAAAACUGCAGGUGGUAUCUAUUGUUGGACUUGGUGGACUAGGAAAGACAACUCUUGCCCGUCAAGUUUAUGAAAAAAUUGGUGGGCAGUUUGAUUGCCAAGCAUUUGUGUCAGUUUCUCAAAAACCCGACAUAAGGAAAAUAUUCAAAAAUAUACUGAUCAAUAUAACAGAGCUCGAUUAUGGAGCCAUAGAUGCAUGGGAUGAGGAGCGGCUCAUCAAUAAACUCAGGGAAUUUCUCAACGAUAAAAGAGGAUGUGCUGAUAUGGAGGGAUCCAUUGAUAAGAAGAUGGAUAGCCGAAGGGUUCAUCACUACACAAGGGAUAUUAGGAGAUUAUUUCAGUUAAAAUACUUGAGGCUGAGUGAAGUUAGCAUAAGUGAGCUUCCUGAACAGAUAGGCGAGCUACAAGAACUACAGACACUAGAACUCCAACGUACCAGCAUAAAAGAAUUACCGAAGAGCAUAGUUCGGCUGAAAAAUUUAGUGUUUUUGGUUGCUGAUGGCAUAACUCUACCAGAAGGAAUAGGAAAUAUGAAAGCUUUGCAGAAACUUGUAGGGGUGAAAGUUGAUAUCAGCACCCCAGUGGAUUGUUUGCGUGAACUGGGUGGUCUGAAUGACCUGAGACGUCUGUAUAUAAUAUGGUGUGUUAGUGAUGCAUACCCUGACAAGAAAACAUACACAGAUAGCUUUAUUUCCUGCAUCGACGAGCUGUGUACAUUCAAGCUUCGGUACCUACAAGUUGGAUGCGAUGUUACAAAUGAUUCUUCUCUGGAUUUCAUGCUGGAUUCUUGGUAUCACCCUCCUUACCCACUUUACAAUUUUCAGAUGACCACAUACUACUGUUUCCCCAUAAUUCCAGAGUGGAUGGCCACGCUUUUUAACGUCGCAUUCCUGGACAUCAAUGUUACUUCUGUGGGGAAGGAUGUUCUUCGGAUCCUUGGGGACUUGCCUUCUCUCUUAUCUCUUUCAAUUACGACGAAAACAAUUGUAUCAGAAAGGCUAGUCUUCGGCAGCAAUGGGUUCCAAUCACAAACAGCAGGAUCUCUAAACAGCAACUUCUAUGUAGGCCUCCACAACAUGGUUUGCCUCAAGAAUCUUGUCAUUGAGGUAGACUGUAGGGAGGCGAGGGCAGAACAAGUGGAGGCUACAGAGGCUGCUGCCAAGAAUGCUAUUGCAAACAAUCCUCUCCCCGAUCAUCUCAAUGUUCAAAUCAGAAGAAACUGGGUACACAGAAUAAUAAAGGACACGGUCAUGGGCAACAGCGUUGUGGAACAGCAAGAGGAGACAACAGUAAAGAUUCAUUAUAACUGA
Molecule: messenger RNA, 1491 nt
Organism: Oryza sativa Japonica Group (Japanese rice)
Lineage: Eukaryota; Viridiplantae; Streptophyta; Magnoliopsida; Poales; Poaceae
Biological process (GO): defense response to other organism
Molecular function (GO): ADP binding
Source: RefSeq, a predicted model, not a curated record